Messenger RNA from Triplophysa dalaica, 1216 nucleotides. RefSeq lists its product as uncharacterized. NCBI's taxonomy places the organism in Eukaryota, Metazoa, Chordata, Actinopteri, Cypriniformes, Nemacheilidae. The transcript is spliced from 9 exons. Bases 180 to 1181 code for a protein of 333 amino acids. Gene Ontology annotation, molecular function: transcription corepressor activity; DNA binding. Gene Ontology annotation, cellular component: nucleus. Gene Ontology annotation, biological process: negative regulation of Notch signaling pathway; positive regulation of neuron differentiation. The record is from RefSeq and is a predicted model, not a curated record.
GACAAGACAACCCAGUGGAAGAAACUGAAGAGACGUGACAAUAUCUUUCAGUCAACAACUUGCUCUUUGCAUGUCUCUUCAUAGAAAAAACAAGCGUGGACUACGUUCACAAUUCAAGCACAUAGCCAGCAUUGUGAGAACCACAGACCGGUAACAAAAAGCUGCAAAACAAUUAGAAAAUGAAGUUCAUCUUGAUCCAGUGGAUUGAAGAUCCCCCAACAUGGGAUGUACUUCCUAUAGACAAAAUUGUAAACGGCCGCUGUGAAAUUGGGGGUAUUUGCGAUGUGUCUUACAAUGAAGAAUCCAGCCCAGCAAAAAUUUUGAACAUUGGAACUAGAUCUGCCAUGAUGAAGCAGCUUUACUGUGUGGAAAGAGAUGGCCAGGCCAGAAACAGACCACAGCAAGAUGAAGAAGUAGGGCGAGGACAGCGCAAGAAAUAUCGUAGGAUACUGUCUGAUUCAGAGAGCAGUGAGGAAUUUCAGUCUGUUGAAAAGCAAGUGUCUGCAAAGAAGAUCCAAGCGAUAAGAGCCAGAUCCUUUCUAGAGCAGUAUAAGGCGGACAAAGAAUCAAGUAAAGAUGCAGCAACCUCAAAGACUGCAACAUCAGGAAAUGAAAGUGAAUUAAAUGAGCAAAUAUUGGGAGAAUUAAAAGAAAUUAAAAGUGUUCUGGUAGAAACUUUAACACUUUUGAAAAAUGGAUGCACUCCAUUAUUAACUGCACCAGUUACCAGUUCACUGGUAACUCCCCCUGAACCUGCUUCUGAUUUACUUGCUCAAGAGUCUUCCCCUGUGCUACCUGCCCCAAGGGCCUGUCUACAACCUCUUCAUGUAAAGGACACUAGGAGCAUUGGUGACUGCAAAAAGGUGAGAAUUGGCCCUAACACAUCCAUCACUGCAGAACAGUUUGGUCAUGUAAAGUGGACAGAUGCUAAAAAGGCAACAAAAGACCUCCUGAUUUCAGUGUUCGGAAGAAGAAUACUGGCAACACACUGCUACACUGGGAAAUGUUCCAAUGCCUUCAAGAACAAAGACGCUAAACCUCAACUGGAUCCUGAAAAAGUGUCUGACAUCAUUAGCUACAUCAAAAGUAAAUUCAACACAGAAGUGAGCGUAAUUAAAAAAGCCAUCUCGGAGAAAUGCUCAGAUGAAUGCAAAUUAUCCAAAAGACGUAACUGUGUGUGAUAAUAAUUGAAUUUUGCAGUGAUUUUUUGUUUGUA